AGAAGGGGGGAGUGGGAGGGGAGGGGAGGAGGCGGCGGUGGCGGCGCUGGAGCUGGAGCGCUCCUCUCGGGCACCGGCCAAACCAGGGAGCAAAAACGUCGCUCCGUACGGGUCUUCCUCCUGCCGCCGAGCCGUCCCUUCUGGCCAUGUCCCAGAGCAGGCAUCGCGCCGCGGCCCCGCCGCUCGAGCGCGAGGACAGCGGGACCUUCAGUUUGGGGAAGAUGAUUACAGCUAAACCGGGGAAAACACCGAUUCAGGUAUUACACGAAUACGGCAUGAAGACCAAGAACAUACCGGUCUAUGAAUGUGAAAGAUCCGAUGUGCAAGUACACGUGUCCACGUUCACCUUCCGAGUAACUGUUGGUGACAUAACCUGCACAGGUGAAGGUACAAGUAAGAAGCUGGCGAAACAUAAAGCUGCAGAGGCUGCCAUAAACGUUUUGAAAGCCAAUGCAAGUAUUUGCUUUGCAGUUCCUGACCCCUUAAUGCCUGACCCUUCCAAGCAACCAAAGAACCAGCUUAAUCCUAUUGGUUCAUUACAGGAAUUGGCUAUUCAUCAUGGCUGGAGACUUCCUGAAUAUACCCUUUCCCAGGAGGGAGGGCCUGCUCAUAAGAGAGAAUAUACCACAAUUUGCAGGCUAGAGUCUUUUAUGGAAACUGGAAAGGGAGCAUCAAAAAAACAAGCCAAGAGAAAUGCUGCUGAGAAAUUUCUUGCAAAAUUCAGUAAUAUUUCCCCAGAGAACCACAUUUCUUUAACAAAUGUAGUGGGACAUUCUUUAGGAUGUACUUGGCAUUCCUUGAGGAAUUCUCCUGGUGAAAAGAUCAACUUACUAAAAAGAAGCCUCCUCAGCAUUCCAAAUACAGAUUAUAUCCAGCUGCUUAGUGAAAUCGCCAAAGAACAAGGUUUUAAUAUAACAUAUUUGGAUAUAGAAGAACUGAGCGCCAACGGACAGUACCAGUGUCUCGCUGAACUGUCCACCAGUCCCAUCACAGUCUGUCACGGCUCUGGGAUCUCCUGCAGCAAUGCUCAGAGUGAUGCAGCUCACAAUGCUUUGCAGUAUUUAAAGAUAAUAGCAGAAAGAAAGUGAACUUGGAGCAAUUUAGAAAACCCUUCAGUAGCACAUAAAAAGUUCUCCUCUCAUCCCUUCCCAACUAAAACAUUUACUGUUUGAGUUUGUGUGUUGUUUCUAAAUCUCUUCAUAGAUUCUAUCAACACUCCAGAUUUAAUGAUCUCCUAAGUAGUCAUUAAGCUCUUUUUAAUGGCUUCAACUUUGUAUCAGUAUCUUGUAUUUAUAAACUUUGUACCAUAGGCAGUAUACAGAGAUGGAAAAAAUGCAUGUUGGUUUUUGCUGCUGCUGAUGAAGAUGAAGAAAUAAAACUGCUAGCAACAGUCUCUCUUCACUGGUGCUUAACCUCUUCUUUGUGCAAGCCUCUGUAAAGGGAAUUGGAAGGAAGGCCCUUAGAGUGCUGAGUAACACACUACACAGGCUUUUCUUGAAUGUGAUUGUUAAAUUUCAGGGAACAUGAUUGGUCUGCUGUGUAUCCGAAUCCACAUAAUAAAGAGCUGUUGUUAUAAUGA
This is a messenger RNA of Manis pentadactyla (Chinese pangolin), 1579 nucleotides long. RefSeq names its product protein activator of interferon induced protein kinase EIF2AK2 (gene PRKRA). NCBI's taxonomy places the organism in Eukaryota, Metazoa, Chordata, Mammalia, Pholidota, Manidae. The transcript has 8 exons. The coding region runs from base 147 to 1088 and encodes 313 amino acids. The record is from RefSeq and is a predicted model, not a curated record.